This is a messenger RNA of Schizosaccharomyces japonicus yFS275, 1202 nucleotides long. RefSeq lists its product as hypothetical. The transcript is spliced from 3 exons. The record is from RefSeq and is a predicted model, not a curated record. Lineage: Eukaryota; Fungi; Ascomycota; Schizosaccharomycetes; Schizosaccharomycetales; Schizosaccharomycetaceae. The coding region runs from base 1 to 1005 and encodes 334 amino acids.
AUGUUAACGGACGAGGUCUUUCACAAACCCCUCAUCGAACAGAUAAAUCGUGACGGCGAGGCUUUGAAUGAUACAGACAAGUUUAAUGUCGCGGUUCAAUUAUUAAGCACCCUCGAUGAUCCAAAGCUCAGCCCUUGUGAGCAGCUUUUGAUCGAGUUUAAAAUUUGGGCUCUCUACGAGCAUGCACCGCUUCGCUAUCAUCCAUUUCUGAUCCAUUUUUAUGAGAAUUGGAAGAACCCGUCUCUGCCACCUGCACGGAAACUUCUUCUUUCAUGUGUUCUUGCUGGUCGUGUUCCAGAGAUAUUAUCGAAGACGCCGAAUAUGCUGACGAACGAGACUAGCGACUCGUACAUUAAAUCAGUGGUUAAGCAAGUGAAUGAAGAGGAGCUUCAGAACUGGUUAGCGAUUGCCGAAUUGGCACCAAACCCAAAAGAACGGUCUCGUGUGGACGUUUGGCAGUUAGGUUUACAAAGGAAGUUAAGGAAAGAUGAGCAGCAAAAUCUGUUGGAAUUGGUCUCAAUGAAUCCGAUCAGGCCAACCACAAAAGAACUUGAUGCAUUUAUCUUUUGCAAUCCGGAUUUCUGUACUACAUUCCUUAUUGCUACUUUAGAUAAGGAAGAAGAGUUACAACUGAAAGAGGAUCUUCUUUUUGAGUGUUCUCAACUACCGAUAAGUGUAUACAAUUUACAAACGAUACUUUUAGUUUUGCUACGACGUCCGCAAACGGCAACUAUGAUGGUCCGAAAACUCCCGUGGCUUUAUCACGUACUAAAUGCACUGAACAAUCAGUUGCAACAUGUGACCGAUGAAACGAACCUCAACCGCUGUACCCAGCUUGUACCCCUAUUUCUAACGAACCUCAUGAACUGCAAGCAGCUUUCUAAUCUCCUAACUCAUGACUUUUUCUUGGAAGUACAAGAUAUAUGCAUCGCAACAAUGCCUUGUUCAGCUGAGUUAUACAAAAGGCUAAUGUCUAAUCAAGAAACCACCAACCCUUCAACGUAAAAUAAACGCUUGCACUAAGCAAGGCACUAACCCUUCUUUGUUUAGUGCUUCAAGUCACUCGUUUCUUGAAUAGCAGUUCCUCACGAUACCAAAUGAAUUUAUUUACCCAGUGUUAUAAAACCAAAAAAACAAAUAUCCCUUUUGAUCCUGUUCGUAAUAUUAUGCAGAUGUGUACAAAAGAGGCCGAGACAUACGAG